CUAAUAAGACGUGCACAUUAUCUUCCUCUUUCCUUUUAAAGUGUUUUAGAAAACAGUCAGCAGAAGAGGUCCAUAAGUAACCAGAAUCCAAGGCCGAACCUGUGUCUUCUGCUAUUACUGUGGUUUCCUGCCCCACAACAAACUCAAAAUUAGAGAUGGUGUGAAAAUAACUCAACACUCCAUGGAACAAAUAUAAAUAUACACAACAAAAUAAAAAAUUGACAGUGUAAGAAAGCUCCAACAGACUAUGGAAGCAACUUCAACUGAGUUCCCGAACUCUUCUCCAUACAAGGAAGUCUUCUGGAGUUACCAAACUGAGCGAACCAAAAACUUCUCUUCAGAAACCCUAAAUGCUACUGUCUGUUCCAUGGAAGAAGGCUCAUUGUCUCUUGUUUUCAUCAUUUUUUACUCCAUUAUUUUUGUCAUUGGAUUGGUUGGCAAUAUUAUAGCCUUGUUUGCUUUUUUGUACAUUAAUCACAAAAGAAAUUCUAUCCAGAUUUACCUGCUUAAUGUAGCCAUUGCAGACCUUCUACUGAUCUUCUGCCUCCCCUUCCGUAUACUAUAUCAUAUUAACAAAAACACAUGGAUGUUGGGAUUGAUUUUCUGCAAGAUUGUUGGAACCCUAUUUUAUAUGAACAUGUACAUUAGCAUCAUACUCCUGGGAUUAAUUAGCAUGGACCGUUAUGUAAAAAUUAAUAAGUCUAUAAGACGUCCAAAAAUGUUAACAGCUACACGAAGCAGAUGUACCUGUUGCAUAUUGUGGACAAUUUCAGUAAUAGGACUCAUAAUGACAGUUGCUCAGUCUGCUAAGAGAGAAGAACACAAUUCGACUAUGUGCUUCCAUUACAGAGAUAAACAGAAUGCAAAAAUGGAAGCAAUUUUAAACUAUAUUCUUGUUAUAGUCUUUUGGAUAGUUUUCUUUCUACUAAUACUUUCAUAUGUUAAGAUUGCGAAGAACCUUCUGAAAAUUUCCAAGAAAAGAGCAGAUUUUCCCAAUGCCGUAAAGUACUACACCACAGCAAGGAAUUCCUUCAUUGUACUUAUUAUUUUCACCCUGUGUUUUUCUCCAUAUCACAUAUUCCGAUUUAUCUACAUUACAUCACAAUUACAACACACAUCUUGUUACUGGAAGAAGAUAAUUCACAAAUGCAAUGAGAUUAUGCUUGUAUUUUCAGCUUUCAACAGCUGUUUAGAUCCCGUUAUGUAUUUCUUAAUGUCCAGCAGUGUUCGUAAGACUGUAUUCCGACUUAUUUGCAGAAAACUUCAUGGGGACUCAUGUGUGAGUGAUAGUAUUUCAGAAAUGAAACCUGGGCAAUCUCGUCAUGAUACUGCGACUACCAUUACCCCCCAUUCAAGCUUUUUAAAGAAAAAUUCCCUCAUCUGAUUGCUUAAAUAUAAUGGACAACUGCUUCCCAAAUACAGAUAAUCUACUAGAUAAUUGACACUGGAUGUACAUGGAUACAGGAAUGUACAACAAUACAGAGCUGGUAAUACUGCCUCGAGAAAAGCCUUCCCCCCCUCCUUUCGUUCCUUUUUUACAAGUCAUACUUCAACUGCUUAAACAAAUUAAAAAUGAUUUUUGAUGAGAAA
Messenger RNA from Dermochelys coriacea (leatherback sea turtle), 1590 nucleotides. RefSeq names its product G protein-coupled receptor 34 (gene GPR34). Lineage: Eukaryota; Metazoa; Chordata; Testudines; Dermochelyidae. Gene Ontology annotation, biological process: G protein-coupled receptor signaling pathway. Gene Ontology annotation, molecular function: G protein-coupled purinergic nucleotide receptor activity. Bases 248 to 1384 code for a protein of 378 amino acids. The record is from RefSeq and is a predicted model, not a curated record. The transcript has 3 exons. Gene Ontology annotation, cellular component: membrane.